This is a messenger RNA of Impatiens glandulifera, 1786 nucleotides long. RefSeq names its product general transcription and DNA repair factor IIH subunit TFB1-1-like. Gene Ontology annotation, biological process: transcription by RNA polymerase I; transcription by RNA polymerase II; nucleotide-excision repair. Lineage: Eukaryota; Viridiplantae; Streptophyta; Magnoliopsida; Ericales; Balsaminaceae. Bases 155 to 1588 code for a protein of 477 amino acids. Gene Ontology annotation, cellular component: transcription factor TFIIH holo complex; transcription factor TFIIH core complex. The transcript is spliced from 17 exons. The record is from RefSeq and is a predicted model, not a curated record.
UGGAAGCUACAUUUUUGAGUUUGCAAACUUUCCUGAUCGUGAUGCAUGCAGAGAUUUUGUAGGUCAAGCAAUUUUGAAGACUGGAGGAGGUGGGAAGACUGAGGUUGAGAAGGCUUCUGUAACUCACGCAGGAGAGCAACUCAGCACUAAAGAGAUGGAGCGCCGAAUAAAGCUUCUUCAAGAAGACAGUGAAUUGCAGAAGCUCCAUAAGCAGUUUGUUCUAGGGGGUGUUCUAACAGAAGCUGAAUUUUGGGCUACACGAAAGAAAUUGCUAGAGCGGGAUGCGAAAGUAAUAUUGAAACAACGGGUGGGGUUCAAGAGUGCGAUGCUUGCCGAUGUCAAACCAUCAACUGAUGGUCGGACGAAUAGAGUAACAUUUAAUUUGACACCAGAGAUCAUUCAUCAGAUUUUUGCCGAGAAACCAGCUGUCCACCAGGCAUUUCUUAAGCUUGUACCAAGUAAGAUGCCUGAGAAGGAUUUCUGGGACAAAUAUUGCAAAGCAGAGUACUUCCACCGGACAAAAAGUACGGCUGAAUCUGCUGCGGCUGUAGUUGAGGAUGAGGGACUUGCUGUUUUCUUGAAGCAGGAUGAUGUAUGGGAACGUGAAGCUCGCCGCAAGAUUAGACGGGUUGAUCCAACAUUAGACAUGGAAGCCGAUGAAGGGGAUGACUACACUCAUCUUCAGGAUCACGGACUUGUUCAUGAAGAUAACAUGGAUACUAAUGAUUCCCAGUAUGAGGAAUAUCGCAGAUCACUUUCACAAGUACUUAAUCGUCAUGGAGCUGUUGUUCUCGAUGGGAGAUCUAUAGACGGAGAUUUGGGUGACACUAGAUCUGUUGCUGAAGCACUUGCCAAGUCGAAGCAGGUGGAAUUUGCUAAUGAAAUGUCUGAUAAAGAAGCUAAUCAAGAACAAGCUGAUAGGAUUUCUCGGAUGGCUGAGAUUGAGGAUCUCCAGGCACCUCAAGAUCCUCCCAUUGCACCUCUUUUUAUCAAGGAUCCUAGAGACUAUUUUGAUUCACAGCAAGUCAAUGCUAUAAGAACUUUGGGAGAUACGCUUGCUGGGUCAAGAGAAACGAAAUGUAGAGUGAGAACAGUCGAAGCGUAUGGCUCCAUGAGAGAGUGCAUAGCCCAGAUUAAGCAUGUAGGGUUAAGUGAUCCCAUCGUUAAACCUGAAGUUUCUUUGAAGGUAUACAAUAGGUUAACCCAGACUAUUUCUAGCCCCAAGUUUCAUCUCGGGAAGAAUCCGCAGGCUAGCAAUUUGGAUAUGUUGCCUAGCUCCACGAAACACGACAUAUUACACAAUUGGACUUCUAUCCAAGAAUUGCUCAAGCAUUUCUGGUCAUCAUAUCCAAUUACUACUUCCUAUCUCUAUACUAAGGUUAACAGACUUAAAGAUGCCAUGUCAACUACUUAUACAAGGCUACAGGAGAUGCCUGCCCAGUCAGAGUUUAGGCAUGAAGUUUCCCUUCUCGUGAAGCCUAUGAUUCAGACUCUGGAUGCCGCAUUUGCGCACUAUGAUGCAGGCUUGGAAAGAAGAUCAGAAAAGAGUGGAGAUAAACGAAAGGGAGGAGGAGGGUUUGUUGCAUAGGGGAAUUUGUUAUAUUUUUGGUUGGAUUAUUUGAUUUCCAUAGUUCAUACAUUCAAACUGUAGAUCAUCUAUUUGGAAUUUAGUAUUUUUUUUUUUUGAUGAAAUGGUGUAGUAACUAGCUAGUAUAUGGUACAAUUACAAUGGUAGUAAUAACUAGCUAGUUACUUAUCACUGGGUUUUGAGGAAUUGAUUUGUUGA